Messenger RNA from Ilyonectria robusta, 890 nucleotides. RefSeq lists its product as uncharacterized. The coding region runs from base 252 to 749 and encodes 165 amino acids. The record is from RefSeq and is a predicted model, not a curated record. The transcript is spliced from 2 exons. NCBI's taxonomy places the organism in Eukaryota, Fungi, Ascomycota, Sordariomycetes, Hypocreales, Nectriaceae.
CACCCACACUCUUAUUUUCGCCUCCGUCCACCACAACCUGAGGUAACCUCUUUUGAAUGCCUUCAUCGUGCUCAGGCAAUGCUCUUACACAUUCAGACAUCGGUACAUCUUCGUGACACGAUUACAACGCUGUUGAAACAUGGACACCACUGAUGCGCCUCCACCCCGGAAAAGAUCAAGUGCUCUCACGAAGGUGUCGGACAAACGGCUAAGGUGAACCCGCAACUGCCUUUCGAGAUUCGUGAACAAAUAUGGAAAGAACUCGCCUUGGCCACUCUCUGGCCACUCUCGUCAACGUGCAGGGUCCAAAUACGGAUGGUCCCUGCCGCGUGCAGGUUGAAAGCUUAGGAUACAACGAAAUCCUUCACUCGGAUUUGACCACCAUCCCGCCGCUUUUCCGAGAAUUCCUGUACGCAACUCGCCGCGUGGUCAUCUUCGCUAUGCCCUCCAGAGAGGCUCUCCGCAACUUCUCCGAGCUCGUUGGAGCCCAUUACGGAUCCGACCCGUCACUUGUACCAAGACUUCAAGUUGAGAUCAAACUAUUCUCGACAAAGGACAUGGAAAGCGCACUGAGUUUAGGCGCAUGGAAGGAUAUUGAUACACCACAUGGAUAUUGCCAAGGGGCAUACGAACACGUCGAAGAAUGGAUGGACGCAUCCAAAAGCUGUCGGCGGCACUGCAUAUCCACAUCAUCAUGCUUCAACCUUGGAGAGACUUUCGCAAGCUCCGUGGCCUUACCAGGCCUUUGAGGGAAUUUAACCAUCGAGUGGAGGUGAACGUUAGGAAAGAAAGUUGGGACGGGUUCCCAAACACUCAAUUUUUAAUGAGAAUUUUUAUUCGCACACAGAUACAGUUCCCCUUGACUAAACCACAAGACAAACCAAUAUACC